CCUGAUAACACUUCCCAAUCCACCACACAUUGCAUGCUGAUGUCCUCUGGGUAUCGUAUCGAGGUAUCCAGGCGAUAUUUUGUAGCAACUGGGCUCUAGAAGAAAAAAAUAACAAAUAACGUCCUGGGAAGCGCCACCUGAGGAUUUACCUGUCCUCGUUUGAACACCAAAACGAAUCUAGGACGGGGCCGCGCAGCCAGGACAAUGUCUCACCCAGACACACCGAUCACGCCGACCGAAUCGCACGGGGAGAAUCCCCUGCAGUCGGAGUCUACGCAGCCUUCGUCUCCGGUGACUGACGCGGCCGAUCGAGAGAUGACCGAUGCGGCGGCCGAACCCGAACCCGAACCGCAGGAUGUGGAGGGGAUGGAUGCGCAGGCGAAGGCGCUUAUGCAUCUUUUGAAUACUAGUGAGGUCUUUGUGGCGAUCAUGGCGGAUAAAAUGAAGAAGCAGCAGGAAGAGGCUAGACUAGAGGCCGCGAAGCAGCAACAACGGCAACAGAAGGCCCCCACGGAGACGAAGAAAAAACCAGAGCCCGCUGGAAAGCGAGAGACGCGCACGAGCGCCCGACAGAACCAGACGAACGGGUCAGCCGCAGCUGAGAUGACGAAAGCGACCGAGCAGGAGGCCAACGGGGCGAAGAAAGGGGCUCGGGGGAGGAAACCCGCUGCUGCUGCGGGGAAGAACGGGACCAUCUCGAGCUACUUUCAGAAGGCGGAUGUCAAGAGCGUUGUUGCGGAGGAGAAGCCGAGUGUGCAGGAGGCGCUGGAGCACGCUGCGGACGAGUACGAGUCGAACCCUACUGUGCUUGGGGGCCAGGAUCUCGUCGCCACGCAGCAGCCGGAGCUGGUGACGGGGGGUAAGAUGAGGAAGUAUCAGCUGGAGGGGCUGGAGUGGCUUAAGUCGCUGUGGAUGAAUGGGUUGUGUGGGAUCCUUGCGGACGAGAUGGGUCUGGGGAAGACUGUUCAGGUUAUCUCGUUGAUUGCGUUCUUGAAGGAGAAGAAUGUUUCGGGCCCGUUCUUGGUUGCUGCGCCGUUGAGCACGGUGAGUAAUUGGGUGGAUGAGUUCGCUAGGUGGACGCCUGAUAUCGAGACCGUCUUGUAUCAUGGGUCGAAGGACGAACGCGCUGCUAUUCGGAGGAAAGAGAUGGGGCUGAAGAAUCAGAGGGGUGCUGAUUUUCCGGUCGUUUGCACUUCGUAUGAGAUUUGCAUGAAUGAUCGGAAGUUCCUCUCGCAGUAUCAGUGGCGGUAUAUCGUUGUGGAUGAAGGACAUCGCUUGAAGAACAUGAACUGUAAACUCGUCAAGGAGCUUCUCACCUACAACUCCGCCAACAGGCUCCUCAUCACGGGCACGCCGCUGCAAAACAACAUCACCGAGCUGUGGUCGCUCCUCCACUUCCUACUCCCUGAGAUCUUCAACGACCUCGACAGUUUCUCCAGCUGGUUUGACUUCUCGUCCAUGCUUGACAGGAAUGGGCAGGCCGACACGAUCGAGCGUCGCAAGCGGUCCUUGGUAUCCACGAUGCACUCAAUCUUGAAGCCUUUCCUCCUCAGACGAGUCAAAACGGACGUCGAGACCUCGCUGCCCAAGAAACGCGAAUACAUCAUCUACGCGCCGUUGACGCCUGAACAAAAGGAUCUAUAUCGAGAGAUCCUCAGCGGCACCGGCCGCCAAUACCUCGAGAACAAGGCCGCGGAGCGCAUCCUGGCUAAUAACGAGAGACUGUCGCGUUCGACGAGCCGGAAGCGAAAUGCGGCCGACAGCAGGUGUUCGACCCCGAACAAGAGUCUCAAGUCCAGCGGUGUCUCCACCCCCGUCAGUGUGGCCAGCUCGACCCGUCGACGGAGAGGACCGCAGAACUACAAGGAUAUUAGUGACCGCGAGUUCAACGCCAAACUGCGGAAGCUGGAGCAGGGCAUCGAGGAGACGGAGGACACUCAGUGGCCUGAUGAGAGCGAGCAGGAGGAAAUCGAGCGAGCAAACACGAUAAAGCUGGCUAAAAAAGAGAUCUCCCAAAAGAAAAUGCAAAACCCCGUCCUCCAAGCCCGCCUCGCCUGCAACUCCCCCCACAACUUCUACUGGCCCUGGGGCAGCGACGACGCCGGCGCCAUCGACAACACGCUCGUAACAGCCUCCGGCAAAAUGCUCCUCCUCGACCGGCUCGUCCCCUACCUCCUCGCGCGAAAGCACAAAAUCCUCAUCUUCUCGCAAUUCAAAACCCAGCUCGACAUCCUCCAAGACUGGGCGACGCAGCUCCGCUCCUGGAAUUGCUGCCGCAUCGACGGCGCAAUCAGCCAAGCCGACCGCCAAGCCCAAAUCAAAGCCUUCAAUUCAAACACCUCCUACCAGCUCUUCCUGCUGAGCACGCGCGCCGGAGGCCAGGGCAUCAACCUCGUCGCGGCAGACACGGUCAUCCUCUUCGACUCCGACUGGAACCCGCAGCAAGACCUGCAGGCUCAGGACCGCGCGCACCGCAUCGGCCAGACUAAGCCUGUUAUCGUGUACCGGCUCGCGACGAAGGGCACAGUCGAGCAGACUCUCCUUGAGAAAGCUGACUCCAAGCGUCGGCUCGAACGGCUCGUUAUCCAAAAGGGCAAAUUCAAGAGUCUCCUCGAGUCGGGCUCCUCCGCCAUCAGCCAGAACGACGUCGACGAGCUGCGCCACGCGCUCGGCGAGCAUGACUUCGAGCGCUUUGAGGCCGGCGCGGACCCCGCUUCGCUGCUGUCUGGUGAGGAUCUGGAGAUCUUGACGGAUCGGAGUGAGGAGGCUUAUGCUCGUGCGGAGAAGGGGCUUGAUCAGGAUGGUAGGGCGUUUAUGGCUGUUGAGACGAAGCCGGGGGGAGAUGGCUUGAGCCAGAUUGUGGGGGAGUGACCGUUUUCUUUUUUCCCUCUUUCCCUCUCAUCUUUCAAUGUGGUAUUUUUCAGGUCAUGGCGUUCACUGUACAACGUGGGGGAGUCUACCUAGAGGGUUAUCUGUUUCUUUUUUGAGCCUUUUUUUUUAUAAUAUGUGUAUGUACUGUACAUGGAUUAGAUAGAUGAG
Messenger RNA from Aspergillus candidus, 3039 nucleotides. Its product is annotated as putative SNF2 family helicase/ATPase PasG. The record is from RefSeq and is a predicted model, not a curated record. Bases 205 to 2871 code for a protein of 888 amino acids. The transcript is spliced from 4 exons. NCBI's taxonomy places the organism in Eukaryota, Fungi, Ascomycota, Eurotiomycetes, Eurotiales, Aspergillaceae. Gene Ontology annotation, molecular function: chromatin binding; ATP-dependent chromatin remodeler activity; ATP binding. Gene Ontology annotation, biological process: DNA methylation-dependent constitutive heterochromatin formation; negative regulation of gene expression via chromosomal CpG island methylation; pericentric heterochromatin formation. Gene Ontology annotation, cellular component: nucleus; pericentric heterochromatin.